AUGGGUCGAAACGGCAGCCGUUCCGGUGCGAGUCUGCUACGUCGUACUAGUGCCACCAGUACGGGCCUAGUAGCUAUGGACGACAACGACUUUUAUGAAGACGAAUCUCCCCGUGCCACCCAGCUAACGAAGACACUCACAGGGAAUCAACAUGAACGGUACAACGAUCCCGGAAGCCUGG
Molecule: messenger RNA, 181 nt
Organism: Sphaeroforma arctica JP610
Lineage: Eukaryota; Ichthyosporea; Ichthyophonida
Exons: 1
Source: RefSeq, a predicted model, not a curated record